AUGAUGUCUUUAUUCUCUGAUGACAGCAUUAAAUAUUUGAUUAUUUGUGGAUUAGAACCGAAAGAACAGCUUCGUUAUCACAUUGUACAUUCUCCACUGUCAAUCAAAUGCAAACGUAAUCCUAGUCUAGAUGGACGAGGUAUUAGUCCUAUUGACAAUGAUGAAAAAGCGACAUGUAUUGUUGAAGUAGAAAAAUGUCUAAUUGGUUUAGCUAAUAAUCAGAAAUUUGAAAUUGAAUGGCCACCUAAAAUACCAGCACAGUUAUCUCUCUUAAUGUUAGAUGUUCCAUCUGGCACUAAUAUAGAUGAAUUAAGACAAGAUGUUCAAAGAAUUUAUCCAUCGAUUGUUAAAGCCGAUAGUCAACCAACGUAUAAAUCGAUAACACGUGUAAAUGUUAGAUUAGACUUUCGUAAUUCUACAGAAUAUGAGAGAUAUACAGAAAUUGGUAAGAUUAGUCUAGAUCAUUUUGAAUUCAAGAUCAAAGAAUUUUUUAGGUGCGAUUUUCAACCGGCAACCGGGUUAUUCCGUCGACGAAAAUAG
Molecule: messenger RNA, 540 nt
Organism: Didymodactylos carnosus
Lineage: Eukaryota; Metazoa; Rotifera; Eurotatoria; Philodinida; Philodinidae
Source: the annotation of a GenBank genome assembly